Lingula anatina is the source of this 861-nucleotide messenger RNA. Its product is annotated as retinol-binding protein 1-like. The record is from RefSeq and is a predicted model, not a curated record. NCBI's taxonomy places the organism in Eukaryota, Metazoa, Brachiopoda, Lingulata, Lingulida, Lingulidae. Gene Ontology annotation, molecular function: lipid binding.
GACACAAAAAUAAAACGCAGCAAAAGUCAGCAGCACAAUAUUUAAUGCCUGCCUAGUAACGUGUAAGAUUACCAAAGUGAAGACAGUGUAGAAUUACUGUCAGGAGCCAGAACCCCCCUUGAGUUUAUUCGUUGUAGAGGUUGGGUCUAGAUUGUGCGGCGAAAUAGCCCCCUUCGCUUUGAAGACGUUUUCAUUUAUCAACUGAUACCUAAAUUAAUACGAUACACCAUGCCUUGCGAUUUCAACGGUGUUUGGAAACAUGACAAGACUGAAAACUUUGAUGCAUUUCUGGAUGCUCUUGGAGUAAACGCCGCAAAAAGGAAGAUAGCAGCGGCUAUAACGCCAGUAAUGGAGAUAACACAGGACGGUGACAAGUUUGUGGUGAACGCGUCAGGGGGACCAGGAGGGGCCACAAAACUGGAGUUCACCAUAGGACAAGAAUUUGAGUCCGAGAUGUUUGGCCAUAAAAUGAAGAACAAGCCGAGUUGGGACGGUAACAAACUGAAGAUGAUUAUGACGCCCUUGGGUGAUCUGAAAGGUCCGAUAGUCAUCACCAGAGUGGUUCAAGGAGAUGAAUUAAAUCAGAGGAUGGAGGUUGGAAAUGUAAUAUGCACACGCAUCUUCAAAAAACAGUAGUCCCCGCCUAGUCAAGAAACACCCGGUUUUGACUAUUUAUCCGGAAAAAAGAUGAUCUGUGCUUGUUGUUCAGCCGUUUUAAUACUAGUCUGUGUUGAUGUUAGUUAUUUCAGAUAGCAGGGAUAAAUAUACGGACACUGCCCCAGGAACCGUUUUUUAAACACUUGAGGACGUUUUCUCGUAGAAUAUGGAAAACUAGAUUUCUCGUCUUCGAUGAGGAAUCGC